GUUGUGGAACUAUCGGGCGCGUAACACCCGGAAGUAGUUCGAGUUCCACACACGCGUAGGUAUCGUUGCGCUUUCGGUGGAGAUUCAGGACGCGAGAGCCACAAAUAUACUGAUCAGCAAUCAUGAGUUUGUUAACUAAGCCCAAGUCAGAAAUGACCCCAGAAGAGCUCCAGAAACGUGAAGAGGAGGAAUUCAACACAGGUCCCCUGUCUGUUCUCACCCAGUCGGUCAAAAACAACACACAAGUCCUCAUUAAUUGUCGGAACAACAAAAAGUUGCUUGGUCGAGUCAAGGCUUUUGACAGGCACUGCAACAUGGUCUUGGAGAACGUGAAGGAGAUGUGGACCGAAGUUCCCAAGAGCGGCAAAGGAAAGAAGAAGUCGAAACCGGUGAACAAGGAUCGCUACAUCUCAAAAAUGUUUCUCAGAGGGGACUCUGUCAUUGUUGUCCUGAGAAAUCCUCUCAUCACAGGAAAAUGAACUUAAUGGUGCUCCGUGGGUUGGCCCAGGGUCUUAUUUUUCCGCUUAUGGUAAGGCCAAAGUGCCCAAAGAAAACAAGGUUUGGAUUUGUAUGCAGAUGAUUUCUGUAUUUUUCAAUUUAAUAGUAAAAGUCAUUGUAACUUCAA
Molecule: messenger RNA, 625 nt
Organism: Syngnathoides biaculeatus (alligator pipefish)
Lineage: Eukaryota; Metazoa; Chordata; Actinopteri; Syngnathiformes; Syngnathidae
Gene: snrpd2
Product: small nuclear ribonucleoprotein D2 polypeptide
Exons: 3
Coding region: 123-479 (118 amino acids)
Biological process (GO): spliceosomal snRNP assembly; RNA splicing
Cellular component (GO): U5 snRNP; U4/U6 x U5 tri-snRNP complex; precatalytic spliceosome
Molecular function (GO): RNA binding
Source: RefSeq, a predicted model, not a curated record